UCCCCCUCCGUCUCACUUCCAUGCGGGUGAUCCCAAGCAAUCCCCUUCCUUUCCGAUAUCUUCUCGGAACCCUACUCCCAAACGCAAAAAAAAACCCGGGUAUCGAAAUCCCCACGCAACGAGACGCACGCGCCCCGCACGCCGCCCCACAACUCGCAAUCCGCCAUGACCUCGCUCCAGUCCUUCCUCGCCAUCAAGCCGGCCGCCGCCGGCUGGGCCGCGGGCGCGCGGCCCGCCGCCGCUCCGCAGUCCCGCCGCGCGCGCGUCUCGGCUUGCCUCGCGGCGCCGCCGCCGCCGCCGACCACCGCGGCCUCUGCCGUGGGGCCGGCGCGGCGGGAGCUGUCGGCCGCGAGCCGCGCCGUCAUGGACGACGAGGCGCGGUACCUCGUCGGCACAUACAAGCGGUCCCGCGUCGUCUUCGAGUACGGGCGCGGGUGCAAGCUCUACGACGUCGACGGCCGCGAGUACCUCGACAUGUCCGCUGGCAUCGCCGUCACGGCGCUCGGCCACGCGGAUCCCGACGUGUGCGCUACCAUCGCGGAGCAGAGCGGUAAAAUCGUCCACGUCAGCAACGUCUUCUACACUACACCCCAGGUGGAGCUCGCGAAGCGGCUCGUGGAGGUGUCGUUCGCGGACCGCGCUUUCUUCGCUAGCACUGGCACGGAGGCCAACGAGGCGGCCAUCAAAUUCUCCCGCAAGUUCCAGCGGGUCGCCCACCCGGACAGUGACGAUCCGCCCAUGGAGUUCUUGGCGUUCAGCAGCAGCUUCCAUGGCCGAACCAUGGGCGCGGUCGCGCUCACCAGCAAGUCGCAGUACCGGGAGCCCUUCGCGCCCGUCAUGCCCGGAGUGACCUUCGUGGAUUACGGCGAUUUGGAGGCGGCCAAGAAGUUCAUACAGUCCGGUAGGGUCGCUGCUGUGUUCGUCGAGCCCGUGCAGGGUGAGGGUGGUAUUCACAGCGCCACACAGGAGUUCUUGCAGGGGCUGCGGGAGGCCUGUGAUGAGGCGGGAGCCCUCUUGGUCUUUGAUGAGGUGCAAUGUGGUUUCGGGCGCACAGGUUACCUUUGGGCCCAUGAGGCGUAUGGAGUAGAACCAGACAUCAUGACCUUAGCAAAGCCAUUGGCCAACGGUAUUCCGAUAGGUGUUGUCUUGGUCAAGGAGAAGGUUGCUGCAGCCAUAAACUAUGGCGACCAUGGUACAACGUUCGGCGGCGGCCCUCUUGCCUGCCAGACUGCGAUAACCGUGUUUGACAAAAUCAUGAAACCUGGGUUCUUGGCUGAGGUGUCCAAGAAAGGGGAAAACUUCAAGCAGCUCCUCCGCACUAAGCUGAGUGGAAACCCACACGUAAAGGAGGUCCGUGGGGUUGGUCUUCUUGUUGGCAUUGAGCUAGAUGUACCAGCUGGUCCUCUGGUCGACGCAUGCUUGGACGCUGGCGUCAUAGUGCUGACGGCCGGCAAAGGCAAUGUUGUGAGGCUGGUGCCACCACUCAUCAUCUCAGAAAAGGAGCUGGAGCAUGCCGCGGAUGUUAUAAGGGAUUGUCUACCGGUGCUUGAUGUUGCUGCUGCUUAAUGUUCGCACUGGUCUUUUAUCAGUUAUUGCUAGGGUGAUCCAACCUUUUGGGAGAUUCAGGUAAUAUAUAUGGUGGUAUAUGUCCGUGUAUGAAAACAUGUUCCAAAAUUUGGAAUCGAAUAAUUUCAUGUCGGACCAAUAUUAGAGUAAGCUGUUUACAGCAUGUUGCUGUUAUGGGAGUAAGAGAAUUAUUCCACAUGUUGCAUGUUGCUCUUUUGGGAGUAACAGAACAUCUUUGCUACUGAUUACUUGUCUUAGCUCAACUCCUUGCUAGAGGCAAAAACCUUGUAAUACAAGGGUAGUCUCAAUGUUGUAGUGUCUUAUAUAGCAAAUAAAGAGUAGAGGGUAGUCUCAAUGCUGUGUCUUACCUACCAAAUGAAGAGUAGAGAUAGAGAACUGGUUUCUUCAUGAGGAAA
This is a messenger RNA of Sorghum bicolor (sorghum), 1982 nucleotides long. Its product is annotated as acetylornithine aminotransferase, mitochondrial. Lineage: Eukaryota; Viridiplantae; Streptophyta; Magnoliopsida; Poales; Poaceae. Gene Ontology annotation, molecular function: identical protein binding; transaminase activity; pyridoxal phosphate binding. The coding region runs from base 166 to 1566 and encodes 466 amino acids. The transcript is spliced from 3 exons. Gene Ontology annotation, biological process: arginine metabolic process. The record is from RefSeq and is a predicted model, not a curated record. Gene Ontology annotation, cellular component: chloroplast stroma.